AUGUAUCCUUUAUUUUUCAAGUAGAUUUACUAGAUCUAGAUUAAAUGAUGUGAUAAAUAUACAAUUUGAGUAUUUCAAAUGUCCACAAAUGAUUGUAUACACAUAAUUUGUGGUAAUGAUUGAUAAGAUUUACAAGACGGAUUCGCUAAUAAAUUUUUGAAUCCACUUGAUUAACAAAUUACGGUGGUUGUAAUCAUCUUUUUAAUGGGAAUAUGCUUCAUUAAUUUACCAGCUGAUAAAUGUUCAGUUAACCUUUCGUACUUAUUCGUUAUUAGCUAGUAAAUUAAGGCUUUAUAAUUUGGUACUCUCUAAUAACUUAUCUCGUGCUUCUUCUUUAACUCUUAAUGAUUGUUUAAAACUAAAACUACUCAUUAUCAGUUACAUUUUCAAUCUAAAAAAUAAUUUAUUUAUCAGGAUCAGAGUGGGUGCUACAAUAUAAAUUUUUUAUCGUAGCUUAAAAAAAAAAUAAUUUAAGAUAGUACAAACUUGACAUUGUUUUCUUAGGUCAUCUAAGGAUUAAUCUGUAAAUAUUCAGAAUUAUAUCUUAAUAAACGCUGUAAUAUUGCAAUAAGAAGACUGAUUGUUUAAGACUUUAAAUUUUCAAGUUCAAUAUAUUUUAUAUUAUUACCGUUUCUUUAAUUAAAAAUAAUUUUUAAAGUUAACAAAACAAUGUCUUGUUGUAAUAACUAUGAAAUUUUUAAAGAUCAAAAAACUCCUAUUAAUGAACCAUUGCGUGGCAUUUAUAAGAAGAGCUUUGGAUAUAUCUCCUUAUACAGGAGAAUGCCAGAUUUAUUUGCUCAAGUUAUUAAAUAUUUAGAAAAACAGAAAGAAAAACAAAAUAUGCAAAAUGCUAUAGAUGAUAUGAAGAUACUUUUAAAUGAAAUCAUUAAUAAUAAACCACUUCGGAAAAUUGAUGGUACAUUUAAUUUAGCAAUUUUAUGGAAUCAAAUUUUAGAUGAAAAACUAAAAGUGGAAUCAUCUGUCACAUGGUUUGAGUCUGAAUGGCUUUUUACUGAAAAUUACAUGUAUAUUCGAAUUAACGAAGUUUUUGAAAAAACAUCUACAUUGAAAAACUUUGAUCCUUUUGAGAGUCUUAAGUUAAAUGCUUUUAAAGAAUCUAAGUCAUCUAUGAUAGCUUUAGGUGAAUUUAUUUCAUCAAAAUUAGCAAAUUUAAACAUUCAAAAUUAUGAAAUAAAAGCUUUGUUUGAACAAAUAUUGAAGAUAUCAUUGUGGGGAAAUAGAUGUGAUCUUUCUCUUAGUGCUGGUAAAUCUACAACUAUUUCAGAAGACCCAUCAAAAGCUAUUAAGUUGUUAGAUAAAUAUUUAAUAACAAAUAAAUCAGAUGAAAUCUGGGAAAUUUUACAAAAAACAGAAAACAAAACAAAACAAAUUGAUAUCAUUCUAGAUAAUUCAGCCUAUGAGCUUUUUACAGAUUUAUGUUUUGCGGAUUUUUUAUUGACAUUUAAUUUAGCUGAUACUAUAGUAUUUCAUGGAAAAGCUAUUCCUUGGUAUGUUUCUGAUGUUACUAAACCAGACUUCGAAACUACUCUGUAUUAUUUAGAAAAUAAGUGUUCAUCUAGUAUUCUAAACAACCUUGGUCGGAAAUGGGCCCAUUAUUAUAAAAAUGAGAAAUUUAUAUUUAAAUGUGAAGAUUUCUGGACACUACCAUUUCCAUAUUCAUAUAUGACAUUAAAAGAUUCUAAUCUUUAUCAGUUAUUAUCUUAUUCCCAGUUAUUGAUUUUUAAAGGAGAUCUUAAUUAUCGGAAGCUUAUUGGUGAUAUUAAUUGGGUUCCAACAACAAAUUUCAAAGAAGCUUUAUGUGAAUUUUUACCAACAGCAGUUGUAGCUUUAAGAACGAUGAAGUGUGACUGUAUUAGUGGUCUACCUUUAGACUAUGAAAAAAAAAUUUUAGAAGAAGAUAAACAUAAUUGGCUCAUUACUGGAAAUUAUGGAACUAUACAAUUGGCUUUUUAAAAAAACAAUAAUUAUUAUUAAAAUUAUGUUUCUGUAUCUUAAUAGUUUUUAA
Molecule: messenger RNA, 2026 nt
Organism: Daktulosphaira vitifoliae (grape phylloxera)
Lineage: Eukaryota; Metazoa; Arthropoda; Insecta; Hemiptera; Phylloxeridae
Product: damage-control phosphatase ARMT1-like
Exons: 8
Coding region: 670-1974 (434 amino acids)
Biological process (GO): DNA damage response
Cellular component (GO): nucleus; cytoplasm
Molecular function (GO): phosphatase activity
Source: RefSeq, a predicted model, not a curated record